UCAAGUGUAAACUUUAAACUAUCGUUCCCACACAAUAGGAUAUAACUCGAUUCGACUCAGCUUUACUUCGAAACACCGAUAAACAAACAGCCAUUUUGUUCGAAACGCAUUUGAAUCGUAGACCCGCGUGUCCGUCAGAUGUCGUCGUUACAUAAUUCCCAAUUACGGAACGAAUUCACGAUUCGACUGUGCGGUGGCGACCUCGCGGCGACCCUUCGGGAGCAGCUCGAGCCUCGAGAACAAUCGAGGCGAAAUUCACUCGCGGCGGCAGCCGGCGAGGAAAGAACGCGUUAUCUCGGAUCGGGGAUCUCCUCGGCUUCGACCGGAUGUCGAGGCCUCAAGGUUUCGGCGCCGACUUUGACCGUGACGGCUGCCUCCGCUGUCGGCGGCAAUUAUUCCUGCUUGCUGAUGCUUCCAAUUGUUGUGACAGCCACGCUUUUUUAUAAGUAACAGGCAUCCUUCUUAUAUAUACCAUGCAAUUUUUUACAGAGUCUACGCGAUGUUUAGCGUUCUCUCUUCUUUGGAAUUUUUC
This is a messenger RNA of Apis dorsata (giant honeybee), 532 nucleotides long. RefSeq lists its product as uncharacterized. The record is from RefSeq and is a predicted model, not a curated record. Lineage: Eukaryota; Metazoa; Arthropoda; Insecta; Hymenoptera; Apidae. The transcript has 2 exons. Bases 139 to 450 code for a protein of 103 amino acids.